ACUCCUCAUACACCACACCCCAAUCCACUCAAACAGAAGGGAAGCCCUUUCUAAGAAGAGUUGUUGUAGAAAUCUUGAGAUAAAGAGAAGAUGGUGGCAGGAAGUUUCAGUAUUGACAUGGAGUCUCCAGUGGAGGCAAAAAGGCUGUGGAAAGCAACUGUGGACUCCCACAACUUAUUGCCAAAGCAAGCACCAGGCCUCAUAUCAGACAUCACACUUGUUCAAGGUGAUGGAGGAGUUGGCACCAUUCGACACGUUAAGUUCACUCCAGCCAACAAGGAUUUCAGCUAUGUUAAAGAGAAAGUGGACUUAAUUGAUGAGGCCAACAUGGUUUAUGGUUACAGCCUCGUGGAAGGAGGAAUGUUGGGAGAAAAAGUGGCGUCAGUAAGCCACAAGGUUAAAUACGUCCCCAAAGCAGGAGGCGGAUCCAUUAGUACUUAUUCCUGCAACUAUGAUAGCCUCCCUGGUGUUCCCCAUGAUGAAGCCAAAAUUGAGGAGAUCAAGGCCAAUAGCACUGGUUUGUUCAAGCAGGUGGAGGAAUAUCUGGUUGCCAAUCCCACUUUAUACUGCUAGAAUCAUCGUGAUCCCCCUCUUUUUCUCCAUGGCAGUAGCGC
Cryptomeria japonica (Japanese cedar) is the source of this 614-nucleotide messenger RNA. RefSeq names its product major strawberry allergen Fra a 1.06. Gene Ontology annotation, biological process: defense response; abscisic acid-activated signaling pathway. Lineage: Eukaryota; Viridiplantae; Streptophyta; Pinopsida; Cupressales; Cupressaceae. Bases 91 to 573 code for a protein of 160 amino acids. The transcript has 2 exons. Gene Ontology annotation, molecular function: abscisic acid binding; protein phosphatase inhibitor activity; signaling receptor activity. The record is from RefSeq and is a predicted model, not a curated record. Gene Ontology annotation, cellular component: nucleus; cytoplasm.